Messenger RNA from Onychostoma macrolepis, 3535 nucleotides. RefSeq names its product vacuolar protein sorting 26 homolog B, like (gene vps26bl). Gene Ontology annotation, cellular component: endosome; retromer complex. Lineage: Eukaryota; Metazoa; Chordata; Actinopteri; Cypriniformes; Cyprinidae. The transcript is spliced from 6 exons. The record is from RefSeq and is a predicted model, not a curated record. Gene Ontology annotation, biological process: intracellular protein transport; retrograde transport, endosome to Golgi. The coding region runs from base 263 to 1270 and encodes 335 amino acids.
AACAUUUACGUGGACUAUCCCGGUAGUAAAUUCAUUUCUGAAGCUUGUGUCUGUUUGUACAUUGCUGAAAAAUCCUCUGCAUGUAUUAAUACAGAAGCCAUAUGAAGAAUUAGCUCAAAUUAUUUUGAACAAGCUAUUAUAUUCGUACAUGCAUUGCAGAAGAUAGAGCAGCUCGCUUGUGAACAGGACGGAAUUGUAUUGAUGUGGAAUUGGACCAGGUGUUAGAAUACAAAAGGAUUCCAGUCCAGCACAAGGUUUCGGGAUGAGCUUCUUCAGUUUCGGACAAAGUGCUGAAAUUGACAUAGUUUUAAAUGAUGCCGAGACGAGAAAAAAGGCCGAGCACAAAACAGAAGACGGGAAAAAGGACAAAUACUUUCUGUUUUACGACGGGGAGACAGUCUCUGGGAAAGUCAACGUAACCCUGAAGAACCCAGGCAAGAGGCUCGAGCACCAAGGGAUCAAAAUAGAGUUUAUUGGGCAAAUCGAAUUGUACUACGACAGAGGAAACCAUCAUGAGUUUGUCUCUCUGGUUAAGGAUUUAGCUCGGCCUGGAGAAAUGGCUCAAUCUCAGACCUUUGAUUUUGAGUUCACACAUGUGGAGAAACCGUACGAGUCCUACACAGGCCAGAAUGUCAAACUACGCUAUUUCCUGCGGGCGACCAUCAGCAGGAGACUGAAUGACAUCUGCAAAGAGAUGGACAUUGUAGUGCACACACUCAGCACAUAUCCAGAACUCAACUCCUCCAUUAAGAUGGAGGUGGGAAUUGAGGACUGUCUACACAUUGAGUUUGAGUACAACAAGUCCAAGUAUCACCUGAAAGAUGUGAUUGUGGGGAAGAUCUAUUUCCUGUUGGUGCGAAUUAAGAUCAAACACAUGGAGAUUGAUAUUAUUAAACGCGAGGCAACAGGCACAGGGCCAAAUGUGUACCAUGAAAAUGACACCAUUGCAAAAUACGAGAUUAUGGAUGGAGCACCUGUGCGAGGUGAAUCCAUCCCUAUCCGUCUUUUUCUGGCUGGGUACGAGAUGACGCCCACCAUGAGGGAUAUUAAUAAGAAAUUCUCUGUUCGUUAUUACCUGAAUCUCGUACUCAUUGAUGAAGAAGAGAGACGUUACUUCAAACAACAGGAGAUUACGCUAUGGAGGAAGGGAGACAUUGUGAGAAAGAGCAUGUCCCAUCAAGCUGCCAUCGCCUCCCAGCGCUUCGAGGGCUCGGCGAGUGCAGAGAAAGCACUCUCUCAAGCUAAAGAGGACGACGACAACGACAACUAAACCCAACCAUGUCUUCUCAUCAUCUCAUGUGUGUAUGUGUCAGAGAGAGAGUGUGUGUAUGGAUUUAAAGAAGCCGUGCGCUCCCAAAAUAGAUGGCAACGUAAACAUGAUAUUUCACAUUCCUAAACACACCAGUUUAUGAUCAACAAUUUCUUAAGUAGCUUUUAAAAAGGGAUUAAUAUAUGAAAAGCAAAAACACUGAUUCCAAAAACCACAAUUUGAUAUUUACGAAUUCUUCUUGGCGGGUCCUCUGUGAUGUUUACUUUUUGUCCGCCACCCUGGAAUUAAUUGACUAUAUUUAUUUGAAACAUUUCUGCAGUUCAUCUAGACAAAACAAGCACAUUCCACUCUCUGUUUUCCAUUUACAGCGUUUUUUUUCAACUUCUGUAUUGAAUGUGUUGUUAUUGUAGAUUUGUUUUCUUUCAUAACAUAUACACUUCAUACAGUGUUCACUUUCUGUUUUUUAAUGAAAUGGUGUUUAACUAAUUCAUAUUUUUUGUUAUUUUAUUUUUAUGUACAGUAUGCUUACCAAUACAUGCCUUUUUACUUUUGUUGCCAUUCUGUAAGAUAAAUAAUAAGCACUUCAGGGUUUUUGCCAAUGUGAUUUCAGUGUCUCCAGAGGGACCCUUAACUUCAUAUCAACCCAAAAUUACACAAACAUUUUUGCUUAGAUUCAACAAACCAAAUUAAUUUCCCUACAGGUAUGUAGCUAAACUAAAAUGCACCUGAAUUUUAUUUUUAUUUUGUCUGUCAGAUUGUAUUGAUAUAAUGAUACUUUAACAAGCUUUUCAAGUGUAUAAAAAUCAAAUUUUAAUUCAGUAUUAUUGCUUUUGAGUUUUUGGUAUGGGAAACCAAAAUGUUUGACGUUGUUGAGUAACACUUUACUAUAAAGGUUCAAAAUGCUAACAUUAGUUAAAGGUUUCAAGAACUAAAAAUUAAUCUUAGUUAAUGUUUAUUUAAUAAACUAAUUAUGAUUCAACUGCUUAUUUGUUAGUUCGUGUUGGCUAAUACAACAUUUACUAAUGUUAACGUGCGUUUAAUGUAAAAAUGUACUAUUUUUAUGUAAAAUUUAACUUUAAUCAAGAUUAAUAAAUGUUAAAGGAUUUUUUAUAGUUAGUUCAGGGUAACUACAGAAUGACCUUAUUUUAAAGUGUUACUAAGUCAUUGGCUGUUCUAAUGUUUCUUUAAUUCUUGUCAGUUCUAGAAUUCAGGUGGCAUUAAUGUCUUAGUUCUCACUUUUACCAACACUGGAGAUCAGCUUCAUAUUGCAUGUCACAGUUCUAACCAGUUACUAACCAAUAUGUACUUAAAACCUUAGAAAUCUUUGACCAUAACAGUACAGCUUAGCAAGUGCUGAUAAAGUGUGUGAUCAGGAUGCAAAGCAGACGUAUUAACACUUAGAGCAGUAUAAGGGAUGCAUAUACUGGACGUGAUUGCACACCCAUUUUUGGCUCAUUAUGGAUGCCUUGUUAGUGGCUCUCAUUAUCGUGAUUAUUUCUUGUCGUGUUAGGACCAUGGAGGGGUUUUAUCUGUCUGAAAACCUGGAUGAAUUAUCUCACGAUGAGCUGCCUUUUGUGAGACUGCAAUUUCACAAUAUCUGUCUUUUGUUAGCACUUCCAUUCACGUCUUGUGUCCGGCGACGAACAUUAACUAAAGAUCGUGACAUGCUGAUCACACACUAGGUUCCGCAUAUUGUUUGAUAAAAUUGCCUCUUUUUUUUUUUACAUGGCGCGUAAAGGAACCCUUGCUUUUGGUGUCAAACUAGUAAAAGAUGGCGAGGCCUGUCACAGAGGGCUAUGUGUAAGUGAUCUCUCUGCUGUCUGUUUCACAAAUCUAAAGCAUCUCUUUGCAGAAUACUCAUGGCUCUAUGUGCCACACUGUGUUUACUGACUUCACCUAUAUGAUUUUACAAAUUAGCACUGUGUAUCAUUUUAAAACAAAGAAGGAACAAGAAAUAGUUGAUUCCUAACUUUCUUUACAUUCUUUAUCAUUGUGCAAAAAAGUGCUGCUUAAAAAGGCAUUAUAUAACCAUAUUUCUAUAUUAAUAUUAUGUAUGUACAGUAUAUAUUUACAGAAUUGUAAGUAUAUGAAUUGUAAGGUACUAGCAUAGUUUACAAAAUGGAUUCUAGAAGAUUCUAGAACUGUGCUAAUGUAAAAUACGAGUGCAGAACACACAGUCUAACUGCUCUUUCAGUACUUGUGCUGUAUAUGACAUUUGUUUCUACUCUGAUUCCUCAUAUUAAAAAAAAGAAGAAGAAAAAAAAA